AUGGAGCUGUCGCCGUUGCCGCCGCCACGACUGCUGCGUGCAAGCAGGAUCGACAGUGGCGGGCGCUCAGAAGCACUAAGGCACCUGGACCACAUCGGCUUCAAUGAUCUGCGCACCUACUUCUACAUGCCAUUCAACAGGGCCGCGACGACGAUGAAGGUCAGGCUAACCGUGCUCAAGCAAUGCAGCCACGAGCUCGUGGAUGCAAUCAUGGCUGCGCAUUUCCCCUGCAUGCAAUCAUGGCUGCGAGCGGCUGCGUGCGUGCCGGAGAUGGCGAACCACCCGUGGAAGCCGAAUGAUCAACUGGUGCUGGAGCACAAGAUCAAUGAGCUGAAGAGGUACCGCGAGCUCAUAGAGGAGAACCCGUCGAUGGAGCUACCGGACCGGACCAAGAAGCUGAGGAAGACGUGCAACAACAGGCUGAGGAAGACGCGCAACAACAGGAGGAGGGCGGCAGGAAGCAACCAUGGCUGCUGA
This is a messenger RNA of Sorghum bicolor (sorghum), 477 nucleotides long. Its product is annotated as protein RKD3. Lineage: Eukaryota; Viridiplantae; Streptophyta; Magnoliopsida; Poales; Poaceae. The record is from RefSeq and is a predicted model, not a curated record. Gene Ontology annotation, molecular function: DNA-binding transcription factor activity. The coding region runs from base 1 to 477 and encodes 158 amino acids. The transcript has 2 exons.